GGAGGAAAGAAAAUUAUUGGUCAAUGGUUGGUCCUGGUGAGGUCUUCUAAUUGCAUUGUUGCCAAAGGUUGCUACCUUAUGAUGUGCCUUGACAACGUCUUCUAAUUGGACUGUUGCCAAGAUUAAGCUUACUGUCCCUCUCCCCACUUGAUCAUUUGUCAGAACUUCAAAUAAGACAAACUUCUUGAGAUAAGUACUGCUGUGUCAUCGUGCUACUAAUGGCUUCAAGGGGAAGACAUCCAUACAACCGCCCUCAAGGAAUUCGAGUGCAGUGCAUCUCCACGAGUACAUCUCGCCGGGGCACUGCUUUUGAAGUGGCAGAUGGAAAAAUUAAAGUUUCUGCAGAAACCAUUACCACCAUGUAUGCACUUUGGGAUGGCAGUAGCAUGUAUACAAGCCCCCAAAGUGCAAACAAGUACGAGUUUCAGGAGGGCUGUCAUUACGUCUUGAAAAACCAUGCCAUCUCCUCCAUUCCUGGCCGAAAACGUCUGUUUGUAAAUACAAACACCAAAUUAUUCAAGGGGUCAUCCACAACAAUUUCUGAAGAGUUCCAAAAGCUCGGUGAUGAAGCCCUGGUUCCACCCUCAAAGCUUUUCACUGGGACCGAACCAGAGAUGUAUUCAUCUGGAGAAUACGUAACCUUGACAGGGGUUAUUGAAAAGUUGCACGUGGUAAGAAUGGUUUCCGGAAACGUUCCUGUCCUUGACCUUACCCUCAAAUGUGGUAGCAAGAGCAUUGCCAUGUCCUUGUGGCGGGACGAGGCUUUAGCCGAUCUUCAAAUAGAAACGGAUGUGACCAUCACACACCUCAGACCUGCCAAAAAAGGAGAGGAAAAACUAAACUCGUCGACAUACACAACUAUAAAGGUUCUUGAUGCCAAACCAGUUUCUGAAGAGAUCCAGGUCAUUGGAGUCUCUGAGGUGCAGGAUGGCCUCCAGUUGGUAGCGGAGGAUUUCCAGGAGUGUUUUUCUUUCUCCCAUCAGAGGUCCGCACAUGUGAAUGUGAGACCUUGUCCGAAAUGGCUCCUUUUAAAUUGCAGAUAG
This is a messenger RNA of Misgurnus anguillicaudatus (oriental weatherfish), 1043 nucleotides long. The record is from RefSeq and is a predicted model, not a curated record. Lineage: Eukaryota; Metazoa; Chordata; Actinopteri; Cypriniformes; Cobitidae.